UCAUUGAUUCGGGUUAUUUCGCUGCGAGUAGUUGAGAGGGCAGGUAGGAAAAACGAUCUAAUUAUGCUUGCGGAAAAGGAUCAGCUCGUUUCGGCAGACGAAGAAAAGAUCAAGACAGUAGGAAGAAUGACCAAUGUCGCUUUUCGAUUAGGAAAGGUGCAUGCGCUAGGAGAUGUCGUGGUAUUAGACGUAACCACCUACGACGUCCUUUUCGGCCUUCUCGCUCUUGUGGCGUUACGAGCAAACCUGGAUUUCGAGCGACGGUCAAUCAUCCUCCGAAAUACGGGAGGAAAACCCUAUGUUGUACCUAUGAGGCUGACUCUUCGUACUACCAUCAACGCAGUCCCGCGAGUUUCUCUGAUGAUAGGGGGAACUCUUCGCAUGAUCACCUCGGAAAACUCCGCAGACGAUGAGCCAUCAUCGAAGGAUGCAGAUAGCAGUGACGAAAAUAAUCCGGAAAUUCUGGAAUUGGCACGACAGCGCAUUUAUUACCCGCCGCCCAGAACGAUCGCAAAAACGAUGCAUUUAACCAGUCGGAAUAUACAAAGGACCAAAGCGGUGAUUUUGGGUGAACCCCUCGUACAGAUUUCGAGGAUGGUCGAUUCUUUGGAACCCUCUCAAACCCUGUACGAAGGAAUCACCCCUCUCCUCGCCCGGUAUAACAACAAAAGGCACUACUGCGAUAUCACAAAUCUCCCGAAGUCCCUGUUGACAGCCGCAAAAGAAGUACGACUGCUACGCCUGGGGGCGGAGGCCAGUUCUUUGGAACCCCCUGAGCGUUUCGAGGCUGAAUCAGAUGAGCUCGGAGUUAAGAUCGCGACUCAAACCGUACCAUGGCAAGAUAUCUGCGAUGGAAUCACCCUGGAAGGACACGUGGCCAUCCGGGAGGAAGACGCCCAGAUGAUGGCUACGGUGUUCUCCUGGCAAUCAGACCAUUCGUUUAUCUUUGCGCCACCACUUGAUGUGGCAAAACAAGCGCACACGAAGCAGAUCGACGUACGGAUCUGGGAUCAACUUUUCGAAUUACACAUUCCACAGUUCGUACCUGAUGAGAUUCAUCGUUUGAUUGCGGACAUUCUGACGGAGUAUCGGGGAGCAACUAGUGUAACGAACACUGACAUCGCCUUACCGUUGGUCAUUUAACAUGAAAUCCAGACGGGAAAUCAUUCCCCAAUUCACUGCAAGCCUUGCCGAU
Molecule: messenger RNA, 1195 nt
Organism: Chara braunii
Lineage: Eukaryota; Viridiplantae; Streptophyta; Charophyceae; Charales; Characeae
Source: the annotation of a GenBank genome assembly